UAACAAGCAUCAUAUUGUAUGUAUUAUAGACCUAGCGCUAGCACCUUUUAGCAAACCUCCAAGCUAUAAAAUGGAGGAGGAUCGCCUUGGAAGCUCAUUGGAUACAGUAAAUUUCCGCAACGUGAAAUGGUAUCGUUCCUAAAUACAUCAUGGGGAGAAGCGACAUUGACGAUGGAGAGUCACGGCGGUCCUCCUAUAAUCGACGAGGGGGAGUACACAUAGACAGUACGCCUAUUUCCUUCUCCCGUCCACAUUCGUCGAAAUCAGAGUUGUAUAGCCCAAACGGAACUACGUACUUCCAACACCCAUGUGGCUAUCACGGCAAUGAUUCAGAUGAUCACCAUGGAACGCCCGCUGAUGAUCGACCAAUAACGCGGUUGAAGUCGUCAUCGAGGUCAGGAGGUAAAGCCCUGGGAGGGAGCCGUCCAGUCACUCCCGCCCCGGCGGCCCCGACGGCCCCCAAGGACGAGACUACCACGGCUAUUAACGCGGAGUUGAAAGUAUCGCUCGCUACCAGGCAGUUGGCGUUUCAGAUUAAAGAGAGCAAGAGAUUCUGGAUUGCAUUUCAGGACGAGUUCGAAGCAGAAGUGAAGGCGGUUAAGUACUACGUUAACGAUGAUGUCCUUCAGCGAAUAUGGCAGAAGAGGACCGAACACAACAGCAAGUACAAGAAUGGCGAGAAUCAAGAUGACGAACAGUUCAUCAUUCAGAAGAUGAAGCUGGAGACAUGUAUGGAUCAGGUCAAGGAGGCCGCAAAGGCAUUCAUUCAAUCUCAUCCGUUGGGUGGCCCCUCUGAUCACGAUCCUCGGCACCUCGCCUUAGAGAAGAUUCAGGUAACUGGAGAUCGUGUUCUACUAUUGGCUGGGAAGUCCACGUUUAGUAAUAUUGCUUGUGCAGAUCUGGUCACGCAGGCGUCGGACUUGGAGAAGCUGGUAGAUGCGAGAAGUCCAGACGCCAAGGUCUUACAUCGGUAUGAUAAGAGAGAAACUAUGAAGAUCUCGUGCGAAGGCGAAGGCGAAGAUACCGAUCCAGUCACAGCCGAACCAACAUAUCAGGAACAGGGAAUACCCGAUCAAGAGACAUAUGGGGAUGGUAAUGAUGAUGAGGGUCAGAGUGCAACGUUAGGAUAGACCUAGACGAAUAGCUGAAAGGCUCCUCAAUCUCGAUUCUGCUGAGGCGAUUAUUUCACCAUUAUAAUAUGACGUAUCGUUAGCAGUAUCCUCAAACAGAGUAAUCGGAAUCGAAUUGUAGGCGUCCGUCUCCCGAAGGAAACAGACAAUCCCACGCUGCGUAUCGCACUCAAGUGUUCUCACACACAAUCUCCGCAACGGCUCUCCCAUAGGAACCACAACUCCCCCGUCUUCUCCUUGCGGAUAUACACGGGGCGAAGGGCCCUGCGUCUCUGAUGCCAGUCUUGCAGACGUGUAGUUUUCAAAAGAAAAACCCAUCACGCCAGACCCUCGCGGGCAGACCUGUCGAUCCCGCAGCUAGGCAGGCGACGAGGUGGUGAUGAAGAAUACUCCGAAUUUCUCAUGAGCGGGUGAAUAUCGGUCUGAAGAACAGAAGCCGAUGAGAAGCAGCUCGCGCGGCUUCUCUGUUUUGUAGCUCAGAAACGCAGCGUUGGUGAGGG
Messenger RNA from Daldinia vernicosa, 1630 nucleotides. RefSeq lists its product as uncharacterized. Lineage: Eukaryota; Fungi; Ascomycota; Sordariomycetes; Xylariales; Hypoxylaceae. The transcript has 2 exons. The coding region runs from base 150 to 1130 and encodes 326 amino acids. The record is from RefSeq and is a predicted model, not a curated record.